ACCAAGACGACAUCACCCCCGCCGCACCAGCAGGAAGCUCAGCCAUCUCAUAGCGACAGCGAGCACCGCGCAUGGCGUCCACCAACAACACCGCCCCCUCCGGCGUGGACUCUGCCGACGAGGUCCUCCACGAAUUCGGCAUCGUCCGGGUCUACAAGAGCGGCCGCGUCGAGCGGCCCCUCGUAGCCCCGCCCGUUGCGCCGGGCCUCGACGGCGCCACCGGCGUCGAGUCCAGGGACGUCCAUCUCGGCGCCUACUCCGUCCGCCUCUACCUGCCUCCGGCCGCGGCGGCCACCGCCCCCAGCGCCAGGCUCCCGGUCCUCGUGUACGUCCACGGCGGCGGCUUCGUGGCGGAGUCCGCCGCGUCCCCGGGCUGCCACCGCUUCCUGAACAGGCUCACGGCUGCCUGCCCGGCCCUCGGCGUCUCCGUCGAGUACCGCCUCGCGCCGGAGCACCCGCUCCCGGCGGCCUACGACGACGCCCUCGCCGCGCUCAAGUGGACGCUCUCCGCGGCCGACCCGUGGGUCGCCGCGCACGGCGACCUCGACCGCGUCUUCUUGGCCGGGGACAGCGCCGGCGCCAACAUCUGCCACUACCUGGCCGUCCACCCCGACGUCGUCGACGCCCGGACACCGCAAGAUGACGGCAAGGGCGGCGGCGCGCUGGCGCGGCGGAGGCUCAAGGGCGCCGUGCUGAUCCACCCCUGGUUCUGGGGCUCGGAGGCGGUGGGCGGGGAGCCGCGGCACCCCGCGGCGCGCGCCAUGGGGGCUCGGCUCUGGCUGUUCGCGUGCCCCGGCGCGGACGGCAUGGACGACCCGCGGAUGAACCCGUUGGCGCCCGGCGCGCCGGGGCUGGGUACCAUGGCGGGCGAGCGGGUCAUGGUGUGCGCCGCGGAGCACGACUUCCUGAGGUGGCGCAGCCGAGCGUACGCAGAGGCGGUGGCCGCGGCGAGGGGCGCGGAGGGGGAGGGAUCGGUGGAGCUGCUGGAGACGGAGGGCGAGGGGCACGUGUUCUAUGUAUACAAACCCGACGGCGACAAGGCCAAGGCCAUGCUCGACAGGAUCGUCUCCUUCGUCAAUGCUCCGUGAUGCAGUUGUGGGUUCGUACCUUUUGUCCUUCGCUUUGGCGCCAUUGUAGGAUAGUACAUAUGAAAUGGGUACCAAAGUGGUGAAGAAUUUGGGAUAAAUAAAUGUACGGAUGAUCCUCAUACAUAGCAAUAGUAGCAUGGGAAAUGCACAACCACACAGUGGCGGAGCGUGAGCCAAAACCAAGGGGGUGCCAGUUCAGACUUCAGACUUGAUACCUAUAGAGGUGUUCAUCUAGAAAGGUUUGAACAAGUGCUGCUGCUUGUAGAUAAAUGGAGCAGGGGGGAGCUUAUGUCGCAUGUAUGCAUACAACCAUGCAGAUGCGGCUUGGCAAGCAAGCAUGCAGAAGCAAAUCUUGAGAAAAUUUCAUGGGGCAAGGGGGGGCCGGAGCCCAGUUUGGCCUCCACUAGGCUCCGCCCCUGCAACCACACUCACAUGUGCAUAUAUGAGGUACGGUAAUAAUUUGCAGAAAUAUUAGAUGAAUUUUAUCACCUUCUAUUGUCAAAUUUUCUCGCAAAACAGAGUAUUAGGAUGAUUUAUAUUAGUUUUGCAAAUAUCCUAGAUUUCACACGAAA
Panicum virgatum (switchgrass) is the source of this 1660-nucleotide messenger RNA. Its product is annotated as probable carboxylesterase 2. Lineage: Eukaryota; Viridiplantae; Streptophyta; Magnoliopsida; Poales; Poaceae. The transcript has a single exon. The record is from RefSeq and is a predicted model, not a curated record. Gene Ontology annotation, molecular function: hydrolase activity. The coding region runs from base 72 to 1088 and encodes 338 amino acids.